This is a messenger RNA of Clupea harengus (Atlantic herring), 1583 nucleotides long. Its product is annotated as cyclin-L1. Gene Ontology annotation, molecular function: cyclin-dependent protein serine/threonine kinase regulator activity. Lineage: Eukaryota; Metazoa; Chordata; Actinopteri; Clupeiformes; Clupeidae. Gene Ontology annotation, biological process: regulation of transcription by RNA polymerase II. The record is from RefSeq and is a predicted model, not a curated record.
AAUCAGAAGCCAACAGGAAGUAACAGGUUGUGCUAAGCGUGUGUGACUGCGUUCGAGUGCCUGCCCUGAGCCUCGAUCUCUACUUGUUCCUGCUGCCCUCCCUUGAGCACACAAUGGCGGCGGGAGAUUUGAGACUGCCCGGGGAGGGCAUACUAAUUAGGGACAAAUUUUAUUCCGGAGUGAUGCUAACUCUGGAGAAUUGUAUUUUACCCGCGGAACAAUUAUGUCGAACCCCGUCGGCCGAGCACGGCCUGUCUUGGGAGACUGAGGAGCAGCUACGAAUUAGAGGCUGCGAAAGGAUCCAGGCCGCGGGGAUAUUGCUUCGACUUCCACAGGUUGCCAUGGCCACUGGGCAGAUACUAUUCCAGAGGUUUUACUACUGCAAGUCAUUUGUACGACACUGUGGAGAGAUUGUUGCCAUGGCGUGUGUACAUCUGGCAUCAAAGAUUGAAGAGGAGCCACGGAGGGUCCGUGAUGUGCUGAAUGUGUUCUACUUCCUGAAAGACAGUAGAGGAGGCAAAGCCCGCAGUCCCAUGCCCUUGGAUGCCAGUUACAUCAGCAUGAAGAGUCAAGUGAUCAAAGCAGAGAGGAGACUACUGAAGGAGCUGGGUUUCUGUGUGCAUGUCAAACACCCACAUAAGAUCAUUGUGAUGUACCUGCAAGUUUUAGAAUGUGAAAAGAACUCGGAACUAGUUCAAAUGGCGUGGAACUACAUGAAUGACAGUCUGAGGACGGACGUGUUUCUGAGGUUCAGAGCGGAGACGGUGGCCUGUGCCUGCAUCUACCUGUCUGUCAGAUUCCUACAGAUCCCUCUCCCGGAUGAACCCCCAUGGUUUUUGUUGUUCGGGGCGUCCGAGAAGGACUUGCGGGAUAUCUGUGGAAGGAUCCUGCAACUGUACGACCUCCCGAGUGUGCCUCUGUCCAAACUCCUGAAGCAGGUACAGGAGGCGCGGCAGGCCCUGGAUGCCCUCAGCAGCAAGGGAAAGCUCAGCAUCGGGGAGUCUGCUGCUGCCACCCCCAACCUGGAGCCCCUCAGUAACUUCUCCCCUGCAUCCAAAACAGAAUCCCCUGCCGAUGGUCAACCCAAUCACAAGACCUCUCUAAACCAUGUGGCCCUGAAGAACGCCUGUCGAAAACUCGACCGAGACGAGGAAAAGCGACGUAGUCGGAGUGAAGAGAGAAGAGAAACCAAAAGCAUCUCUCCCCCCAGACGCAGGCGCAGCCGCAGUGUUGCCUCUCCCCGCCAUUCUGUCUCUCCAGUAUGUUACAAAAAAGUCUCUCGCAAAGAGAGGGAUAGAGAGAAGGACAAGCGGAGGGAAAGAGAAAGAGAUAAAGACAGGAGUAGGGAGAGGAAAAGAGCGAGGGACCCACAGAGGGAUAAAGAGAGGGAUUACCGGAGGGAGAGAGAAGGACCCAAGAAGGAAGUAUAUUCUUCACACAGAAGAUGACCCUUCAAAUCAGAGGAACUUACACUUCGGUGUAGAUACAUCAUGGACCAAAAAACAAGACAUUGUUCUAAAACUUUAGACGAAAAGUGCGUUCUUAAACAGUUUUUGUAAUAAAAGUUAUACAUUUUCAAGUUU